AUGCCCUUAGACCCCAGACUUCGCCUGCUCGUCGCUAUACAUGUCAUUCUUGCUGUUAUCUUAGAACUUGUGGGCCAGCAAGAGCAAUCUAUCGCGGCCAUAUGUGCACUCCUUGAAGGCCGUGGUCUCGACGUACUUUCCGUCGCAGCCGCGAUCCACGGACUUCGUCAGCACCUGCCACCUCCUCAACCUCGCCCUAGACAAGGAGGCCGUCGCAUUACGGAAGCAUGGCUAGGAUCUCUAAGAGAUGAAGAAUGUCGUUGGUACUUCCGAUUCACCUUUCCUGAGCUGAAACGUGUCGUCGCCGCACUCAAAAUACCCGACCCUUGGUAUACCCGCUAUCGCCAUAAAUUUACCGCCCUGGAGGCUUUCUGCAUCCUCGUUUACCGCUUUCGGAGUGGUCACGAUCUGUUGGACCUCACUACGCGCUUCGAUCGCUCAGCUUCCGCGCUCUCAGAGUGUGUCAACGGCCUCGUCAUGUGGCUCGAGCGCCACUGGCGACAUCUCUUUGAGUUCGAUCCGGAGGGUGUCAUGCAUCCGGAUAAUCUUAGCGCAUAUGCGCGUGCCUUCCGACGUGCUGGGUGCCCUCUUAAACGAGUAUGGGGCAUGAUAGAUUGCACCAUCCGCGCCAUCUGUCGGCCCUCACUCUUCCAACGACUGUUCUAUUCGGGCCAUAAGCGUUAUCAUGCCCUCAAAUUUGAGAGCAUCGUUAUCCCGAAUGGGCUUAUAGCAUUUCUCUUUGGGCCGGAGGCUGGACGACGGAACGAUUUGCACCUUCUCGACAUCAGCGGCAUCGUAGAACUAUGCUACGAUUACUGCUUCACGAUGUCGGCAGAUGGCACGCGCCGUUACUUCCAGCUCUAUGGCGAUGGUGCCUACGGCGAUAGUGAGGUACUCCUCAGCCCCUUCACCGCCGAUGGGGAGGAUCUUGAACCUGAGGAACAAUGGUUUAAUACCGACAUGGGCGAUAUGCGUGUUGCGGUCGAGCAUGGUUAUGGUAUUGUUGUCAACAAUUGGCCCUUCCUGAACUGUACCUCUAAACAUCGUCUGUUUCUGUCUCCAGUUGCUAGCUAUUACCGUGUUGCAGUACUCCUUACGAACAUCCAGAACUGUCUAUACCCCAACCAAGUCUCGCAGAAAUUUGACCUCAUGCCUCCCACUGUCGAAGAAUACCUUCACGAUUAA
Molecule: messenger RNA, 1185 nt
Organism: Peniophora sp. CBMAI 1063
Lineage: Eukaryota; Fungi; Basidiomycota; Agaricomycetes; Russulales; Peniophoraceae
Source: the annotation of a GenBank genome assembly